AUGCAGGACAAAUUAGGUCAAGCUGCAUGGAGGCGGUAUCACAAUCUUGGUCGCGGUUUGCGCGAUGUCAUAUUUUCUGAUUUCCCGCACAACACCAGGUGGUUCACCCCAGAGGAAAGAGCAUUUGUUCUCUCUCCCCUUGUUGAAGAUGGCUAUGGUAAGGCUGAUGAGCUUGGGAAACAGCCGAUCGUGAAAGAACUACGAGAUGCUGUUUCUGACUGGAAGAUGUGGUGGUUUUCGGCCACGGCCAUGUUCCAGGCAAUAGAGUAG
This is a messenger RNA of Suillus plorans, 270 nucleotides long. RefSeq lists its product as uncharacterized. NCBI's taxonomy places the organism in Eukaryota, Fungi, Basidiomycota, Agaricomycetes, Boletales, Suillaceae. Bases 1 to 270 code for a protein of 89 amino acids. The record is from RefSeq and is a predicted model, not a curated record. The transcript is spliced from 2 exons.